This is a messenger RNA of Cebus imitator (Panamanian white-faced capuchin), 1952 nucleotides long. It is a transcript of the gene SLC16A12, whose product is annotated as solute carrier family 16 member 12. Lineage: Eukaryota; Metazoa; Chordata; Mammalia; Primates; Cebidae. The transcript has 8 exons. The record is from RefSeq and is a predicted model, not a curated record. Gene Ontology annotation, biological process: monocarboxylic acid transport; transmembrane transport. Gene Ontology annotation, molecular function: monocarboxylic acid transmembrane transporter activity. The coding region runs from base 184 to 1644 and encodes 486 amino acids.
CUGAAGCUAUCCUCCUGCCUCAGCCUCCUAAGUAGCUGGGACUACAGAUGGCGAGUAAGCCAUGUGCCACGUAGCACUCUAUGCCAACCUUGAAUGCCAACAGGAAGUCACUGGACAGCAAACUCUUUGAACAUUAUAACUUAGUUGUUGGAGCAACCUGGAAAAGAAGAAAAAAGAAAAGCCAUGGCAAAAGUACACAGAGCUCGGUCUACCUCCCCUCCAGAUGGAGGCUGGGGCUGGAUGAUUGUGGCUGGCUGUUUUCUUGUUACCAUCUGCACCCGGGCGGUCACAAGAUGUAUCUCAAUUUUUUUUGUGGAGUUCCAGACAUACUUCACUCAGGAUUAUGCACAAACGGCAUGGAUCCAUUCCAUUGUAGAUUGUGUGACCAUGCUCUGUGCUCCACUUGGGAGUGUUGUGAGUAACCAUUUAUCCUGUCAAGUGGGAAUCAUGCUAGGUGGCUUGCUUGCAUCUACUGGACUCAUCCUGGGCUCAUUUGCCACAAGUCUGAAGCAUCUCUACCUCACUCUGGGAGUUCUUACAGGUCUUGGAUUUGCACUUUGUUACUCUCCAGCUAUUGCCAUGGUUGGCAAGUACUUCAACAGACGGAAAGCCCUUGCUUAUGGGAUCGCCAUGUCAGGAAGUGGCAUUGGCACCUUCAUCCUGGCUCCUGUGGUUCAGCUCCUUAUUGAACAGUUUUCCUGGCGGGGAGCCUUACUCAUUCUUGGGGGCUUCGUCUUGAAUCUCUGUGUUUGUGGUGCCUUGAUGAGGCCGAUUACUCUUGAAGAAGACCACACAACUCCAGAGCAGAACCAUGUCUGUAGAACUCAGAAAGAAGGCUUGAAGCAGGUGUCUCCGUAUUCAUCUUUGACCAAAGAAUGGGCACAGGCUUGCCUUUGUUGCUGUUUGCAGCAGGAAUAUAGGUUUUUACUGAUAUCAGACUUUGUUGUGCUGGCCAUCUCCAUUCUGUUUAUGGCUUAUGGCUGCAGCCCUCUCUUUGUGUACUUGGUGCCUUAUGCUUUGAGUGUUGGAGUGAGUCAUCAGCAAGCUGCUUUUCUUAUGUCCAUACUUGGAGUGAUUGACAUUAUUGGCAACAUCACAUUUGGAUGGCUGACCAACAGAAGGUGUCUGAAGAAUUACCAGUAUGUUUGCUACCUCUUUGCUGUGGGAAUGGAUGGGCUCUGCUAUCUCUGCCUCCCAAUGCUUCAAAGUCUCCCUCUGCUUGUGCCUUUCUCUUGUACCUUUGGCUACUUUGAUGGUGCCUAUGUGACCUUGAUCCCAGUAGUGACUGCAGAGAUAGUGGGGACCACCUCUUUGUCAUCAGCGCUUGGUGUGGUGUACUUCCUUCACGCAGUGCCGUACUUGGUGAGCCCACCCAUUGCAGGAUGGCUGGUAGAUACAACUGGCAGCUACACUGCGGCAUUCCUCCUUUGUGGAUUUUCAAUGAUAUUUAGCUCUGUGUUGCUUGGCUUUGCUAGACUUGUAAAGAGAAUGAGAAAAACCCAGCUGCAGUUCAUUGCCAAAGAAUCUGAUCCCAAGCUGCAGCUAUGGACCAAUGGAGCAGUGGCUUAUUCUGUGACAAGAGAAUUAGAUCAGAAACAUGGGGAGUCUGUGGCUACAGCAGUGCCUGGUUACAGUCCCACGUGACCAAUGACCUUGAGCCCCAGAAUCUUCAGGUUUGAGAGAGGUAGGGCCACCAGAUUCUUCAUGUUUCUGAAACUUUUUAUUUUGGCAGAAGUAUUACCUUCCAGGGAAAUUAUUAUUGUUUCGUUACCGUAUUAAUAUUUUUAAGGGAAAAUAGCACAUAAUAAAGAAAGCUGGACUAGCCCAGAGGCUUCUCAUUUGGGAUUUGUACUCAUAACUGAACUCCUAUCUUUUGGUCAAUGGGCAUGGCUCUAUAAGAAAUGUAAGGACACAACUGAUAUAAUUAGCUGUAAUUAGGGAUAAUUUCAAGG